Molecule: messenger RNA, 903 nt
Organism: Penicillium subrubescens
Lineage: Eukaryota; Fungi; Ascomycota; Eurotiomycetes; Eurotiales; Aspergillaceae
Exons: 2
Coding region: 1-903 (300 amino acids)
Source: RefSeq, a predicted model, not a curated record
AUGUCUGCCGUUCUAAUUACUGGUGCGACGGGAAAGCAGGGAGGCUCCCUUAUCAAAACUUUAGUUUCCCGGAAAUCUCCUUUGGAGAUCCUGGCCGUCACUCGCAAUCCUCAGUCUGCCUCUGCACAGAAAUUGGCCAAAUUGUCAUCAAAUAUCAAAUUGGUAGAAGGCAACUUGGAUGAUCCCGCAACUCUUUUCCAGAAUGCGCGCAAAGCGACACAAUCAGCUAUCUGGGGUGUCUUCAGUGUUCAGCUAGCGAUCGGAAAUACUACAUCGGAGGAUGCGCAAGGCAAAGCGCUUGUUGAUGAAGCGAUAAAGCAAAAAGUUCAGUUCUUUGUGUAUAGCUCUGUUGAUCGAGGCGGCGAUGCCUCUUAUACCUCUCCGACCGAGAUCCCGCACUUUAUCAACAAGCACAAGAUCGAGCACCAUCUCGUUGAAAAGAGCAAAGACACCGACAUGAAGUGGUUCAUCCUACGACCUGUCGCUUUCUACGAGAAUCUUGUACCCGGAUUCAUGGGCAAGGUCUUCGCAACAACUUACAAGAUGGCACUGAAGGGCAAGCCCUUGCAGAUGAUCGCGACCGAUGAUAUCGGAUUCUUUGGAGCUGAGGCCUUCACCCACCCGGAGCAGUACCAGAACAAGAGCCUUUCCCUUGCGGGCGAUGAAUUGACUUACGAUCAGUUCGCGCAAAUCUUCCACCAGAAGACGGGCCAGCCGAUUCCAACCACAUAUCGAUUCCUUUGCUCUAUCUUGUUGUGGGCGAUCAAGGAUAUGGGAUACAUGUUCAAAUGGUUCCAUGAUGUCGGCUACAAGGCAGAUAUUGCCGAGUUGAAGAAGAUCAACCCAGAGUUGAAGGACUUCGCAACAUGGCUCGAAAAGGACAGUGAGUUUGCAAAGCAGUGA